Molecule: messenger RNA, 288 nt
Organism: Balaenoptera acutorostrata (minke whale)
Lineage: Eukaryota; Metazoa; Chordata; Mammalia; Artiodactyla; Balaenopteridae
Product: serine peptidase inhibitor Kazal type 14 (putative)
Molecular function (GO): protein binding
Source: RefSeq, a predicted model, not a curated record
AUGGCCAAAUCCUUCCCAGUACUCUGCUCACUUCUGUUCUUUAUCCUGAUACAUUUGACGUUACCUUCUGGCCCUCCACACUGGUGGCCACCACAUGGAAAUAUUAAGGUGAAAUGUCCAUAUAAGAAAGGAUUGAGUUGGUUCAAUGGAACAGUGAACCCCUGCCCUGGUAUAUAUCAACCCAUCUGUGGCAACAAUUUGGUAACCUAUGAAAACCCCUGCAUCUUGUGUGUUGAGAGCAUGAAAUCUCAGGGAAAAAUUAGAUUUCUGCAUGAUGAAAAAUGCUGA